Molecule: messenger RNA, 480 nt
Organism: Boleophthalmus pectinirostris (great blue-spotted mudskipper)
Lineage: Eukaryota; Metazoa; Chordata; Actinopteri; Gobiiformes; Gobiidae
Gene: ompb
Product: olfactory marker protein b
Exons: 1
Coding region: 1-480 (159 amino acids)
Biological process (GO): sensory perception of smell; signal transduction
Source: RefSeq, a predicted model, not a curated record
AUGUCUGGCGAGCUGGAGGUGGCGUUCCGGCCGGACACGCAGCUGACGGAGGUGAUGCGCCUGAGGGUCCAGUCGCUGCAGCAGAGGGGCCAGAGGCGGCAGGAGGGCGAGAGGCUGCUCCGCCCCGACGAGGCCGUGUACCGGCUGGACUUCCCGGUGCAGAGCCUGGCGUUCUCCCGGUGGAGCGUGCGGCUGUCCUCGCCCGGGCGCCUCACCGUCACCGCCACGUCGCAGCUCUGGACGCCGGACCUCACCCACCUCAUGACGCGCCAGCUGCUGGAGCCCGCCGGCGUCUUCUGGCGGGAGCGGGCGGGUCCCGACGCGCCCGUGCGGUCCUCCGAGGCCGACGCGCACGAGUUCGGGGAGCGGAUCGCCGAGCUCGCCAGGGUGCGCAAGGUCAUGUACUUCCUGUUUGCGUUCGCGGACGGCUGCAGCCCGGAGACGGUGGACUGUUCCAUCGCCUUCACCGUGGAGCGCUGA